AUGGACGCAAACACCGAUAAGAUUGUGCUGAUCCGUGCUCCACAUUUGAGCAACAAGUUUGAGGCUUCCACAGUCAAGUUUGAGCGAAGCACUGAGUCCGACCUGACCACCUUCAUCAAGGAGAAUUACCAUGGCUUGGUUGGUCAUCGUACCCAGGACACUUCGCGGGACUUCCAGAACCCCCUGAUCACCGCCUACUACAGCGUCGACUACCAAAAGAAUCCCAAGGGCACCAACUACUGGCGCAACCGUGUCCUGAAGGUGGCCAAGGAAUUUGCCGGCCAAAUUAGCUUUGCCAUCAGCUCCGAGGACGACUUCCAGCACGAAUUGAACGAAUACGGCUACGAUUUUGUUGGUGACAAGCCCACCGUUUUGGCCCGUGAUGCCAAGAAUCUCAAGUACUCUCUGAAGGAUGAGUUCUCCGUGGAGAACCUACAAGAUUUGGAGCCAUAUGUCAAGAGCGAGCCCGUCCCAGAGUCGAACGAUACUCCGGUCAAGGUGGUUGUAGCUAAGAACUUUGACGAUCUGGUGAUCAACAACGGCAAGGACACGCUCAUUGAGUUCUACGCCCCAUGGUGCGGCCACUGCAAGAAGCUGACUCCCAUCUACGAGGAGCUGGCCGAGAAACUGCAAGACGACGAUGUGGUCAUUGUCAAAAUGGAUGCCACGGCCAACGAUGUGCCACCAGAGUUCAAUGUGCGUGGAUUCCCCACACUCUUCUGGCUCCCCAAGGACUCGAAGAAUAAGCCCGUAAGCUACAACGGGGGUCGCGAGGUCGAUGACUUCAUCAAAUACAUUGCCAACGAGGCGACCACAGAACUGAAGAGCUUCGACCGUGACGGAAGGCCCAAGAUGACCGAGCUCUAAGCUCCAGGCUCUAAUCUUAACUCUUACUGCUAGCUGCGUCGUUAAUGUGGUGUAGUGGCGGUGUAACUAGCAUUUCCAUAUUUUUGUAAAAGUCGAAUGCAUUCUCUUCAAAUUCUUGA
This is a messenger RNA of Drosophila persimilis, 986 nucleotides long. RefSeq names its product protein disulfide-isomerase A3. The transcript is spliced from 2 exons. The record is from RefSeq and is a predicted model, not a curated record. Lineage: Eukaryota; Metazoa; Arthropoda; Insecta; Diptera; Drosophilidae. Bases 1 to 867 code for a protein of 288 amino acids. Gene Ontology annotation, molecular function: protein disulfide isomerase activity. Gene Ontology annotation, biological process: protein folding; response to endoplasmic reticulum stress. Gene Ontology annotation, cellular component: endoplasmic reticulum.